UGUAGAUGUAACCCUCCGCGUCACUCUCCGGACGACACCGUGGCCGCGCACGGUGCAGCACCUCUGCCCCCAAAACAACUUUUUUUUUUUACCCCACCAUUUCGAAUUGGACCCAGAAGAGGAUUUUCUGUACUUAGUUCGUAAAUUCUGAGGGAAAUUUUCUUGUUUUUUCCUCAGUUUUGGCCGCCCAGGAUAUUCGCGCAGUGAUACCAGCCCUGCACUCGCCUCCAAAGUUUGUGUGGGACGGGAAAGGAGGGCAAGAAUUUGGAGCUGGGGGACAACACGGGACACGGACCACAUUCGCUCGGAUUUCUGGAUUUUUUGGACCGUUCCUUCCCCGUUUGGAUUACCCAGCAGAUCUAUGUGGAUUCUCAGAAGACGGAGGUAGCGUUAGGAGAGGCAUGAGGAGCCUUUUCGCCGUGGUUUUGCUGCUGGCCGCGGCCGGACCGGCCCUUGUCCAAGGGCUGGUGUGUCAGGCAAACAACUCGCCUUGUUUGAACGGAGGUAUCUGUGAAACGGAUUCGUCAGGACAAGGAUCUUGCGUAUGUACUGAUGGCUGGGUUGGUGAGUACUGUCAGGAGGUGGACCCGUGUGCGAGUAACCCUUGCCGCCACGGCGGAACGUGCGUGGUUCACGACAACGCCACGUGGUCCUGCGACUGUCCGCUGGGCUACCGGGACAUGAUCUGUCUCACGGUCGUGGACAACCCCUGCGUGACCAACCCGUGCAACAAUGGAGGCACCUGCGAACUUAUCACCAUAGACGAGUACAGAUGUAACUGUCAGCCAGGGUAUACAGGUGACACGUGUGACGUGGUGGAGCAUUGCUACAGCCAGCCGUGUAAGAACGGGGGCACCUGCACCUCCACCGAGAGUGGCUACACCUGUGCGUGUCUGGGCGGAUUCGAGGGGAGCACCUGCCAGACAGACAUCGACGAGUGUGCAGGUACGAACCCGUGUCAGAGUGGAGGACAGUGCCAGAACACCAUGGGUUCCUUCACCUGCACGUGUCCCAAGGAGCGUACAGGGCGUCUGUGCGAGGAGGAGUACAUCCCGUGUUCUCCAUCGCCAUGCCAACACGGAGGCACCUGCGAGUCCGUGGACACGUACGAGUACACGUGCCACUGCAUGUCAGGUUUUACCGGUGAUGACUGUGAGGUAAACGUAGACGACUGUGUGGACCAUCUGUGUGAAAACGGGGCAGCUUGUGUGGACGGGGUGAACGAGUACACCUGCACAUGUCCCAGUGAGUGGCAAGGUCGAUACUGUAAUGAGGAUGUGGACGAGUGUAUGCAGUCUCCCAACAUCUGCUUGAACAGCGGAACGUGCCACAACACGGUGGGGGGUUACAGCUGUGUCUGUGUAAACGGGUGGAUCGGCGACGAUUGUAGCGAGAACUUUGAUGACUGCGCCACGGCGGCGUGCUUCCACGGAGCUACCUGUCACGACCGUGUUGGAUUCUUUAUGUGCGAGUGCGCACCUGGGAAAACUGGUCUUUUGUGCCACCUUGACGAUGCUUGUGAGAGUAGCCCCUGUAACGAGGGUGCCAUCUGCGACACCAACCCCGUCAACGGCCAGCCCAUCUGUACCUGUCCCGACGGCUACGCGGGCCAGCUCUGUAUGCAGGACAUCGACGAAUGUUCUCUGGGCGAGAACCCCUGCGAACACGACGGAGAAUGCAACAACGUCCCCGGUUCCUUCACCUGUACGUGUACGGACGGGUUUACCGGCGACCGUUGCGAGGUGAACAUCAACGAGUGCGCUUCGAAUCCGUGUCAAAACCAGGGCACUUGCAUCGACGAUAUUGGAGAGUUCCGGUGCGCCUGCAUGCCGGGAUUCGCCGGGGAUCUCUGCGAGACCGACGUCGACGAGUGCGCGAGCUCCCCGUGUCUGAACGGGAUCUGCCGCGACGGAAUCAACAAGUACGAGUGCGAGUGUGACCCCGGCUACGAAGGCACGACCUGCGAAGUCAACAUCAACGAGUGUGCGAGCGGGCCUUGUCGUAAUGGCGCUCACUGCACAGACUUAGUAACCGCGUACACCUGCACCUGUUUGGAAGGGUUCACUGGCACAGACUGUGAGAUUAACAUUGACGACUGCCAGUCGAACCAGUGCCAGCACGGUACCUGUGUGGAUGAAGUGGCUUCGUUUACGUGUUCGUGCGAGCCUGGUUAUAACGGCCCCCUGUGCGAGUCCCCAGUUGACGAGUGUGACAGCGAUCCCUGUCAAAACGGUGGCACGUGUGAGGAUCUUGUCAAUGGAUAUCGCUGUAACUGCCUGCCUGGAACGUCAGGAGACAACUGUGAAGUGAACCAGGAUGACUGCACAGGUAACCUUUGUGUACACGGCGUGUGUCAGGACGGCCUCAACACCUACACAUGCAUGUGUGACGGGGGAUACGAAGGUGAGAACUGUGAAAGUGAGAUUGACGAGUGUGCGUCGUCCCCCUGCCACAACGGUGGGAUCUGCCAUGACCUGGUGAAUGCCUUCAGCUGCGAGUGUCCGCCCGGCUAUCACGAUCUGCUCUGUUACUCCAACGUUAACGAGUGUGAGAGCAGUCCAUGUGAACAUGGCACAUGCCAGGAUGGCAUCAAUGACUACACCUGUACGUGUGAGACCGGCUAUGAAGGGAAGAACUGUGAUGUGAACAUAGACGAGUGUGCAUCUAACCCCUGCCAACAUGAGGGGCAGUGUGAUGAUGGCAUCGGGAGGUACGAAUGCCAGUGCCUCCCUGGAUACGAAGGUGUGAACUGCCAGAUCAACACAGACGAGUGCGGCAGCAACCCUUGUCAGAACGGUGGACAGUGUUUGGACGGAGUCAACAACUACCAGUGUCACUGUGAGCUUCCCUUCGUGGGAAUAAACUGCCAGAUAGAACUGGCGCCGUGCAACCCCAACCCCUGCGCAAACUCAGGCUCCUGCAUUCCCUCUGCCGACUACCAGACCUUCACUUGCGACUGUGCGGAAGGAUUUGAAGGUGAAACAUGUGCUGACGACAUAAACGAGUGCCAGUCCAACCCGUGUAAGAACGGAGCGCCCUGUAUCAACCUGGAGGGAGACUUCCGCUGUGACUGUCUCACCGGAUUCAGCGGAGAACUCUGCUCUGUCAACAUAGACGACUGCGAUCCUGAUCCUUGCCAUAAUGGUGGAACCUGUAACGACGGCAUCAACAGCUACACCUGCUCCUGUAUGCCUGGCUUCGGAGGCACGAAUUGUGAGGAAGACAUCGACGAAUGCUACUCGAACCCGUGCCAGAACGGAGGACAGUGUAUAGACGCGGUGAACGGUUAUGCCUGUGACUGUGUGCUGGGAUUCAUUGGAACCAACUGUCAGACCAACAAGGAUGACUGUACCUCGAGCUCCUGCUUUAGCGGUGGAACCUGUAUCGACGGCAUCAACACCUUCACCUGCCAGUGUCCGCCCGGCUUCACCGGCUCCAACUGCCAGCAUGAGAUCAACGAGUGUGAGUCCCACCCCUGUCAGAACGGGGCGACGUGUGUGGACCAGACUGGGUACUUCUCCUGUAUCUGUACAUACGGAUACGAGGGGGUCACAUGCCAGAACCAGAAGGACCUGUGUGCAUCGGACCCCUGCCGUAACGGAGGAACGUGCACCCAGUCAGGCGAUCGUUAUGAGUGUCUGUGUGAGGAUGAGUGGACUGGACUCAUCUGUGACAUGACCAAAGUGUCCUGUGCAGCCGCAGCUUCUGAGAGAGGCGUUCUGCUGGGCGAGUUGUGCCAGAACGGGGGCAGCUGCGUCGACACCGGCAACAGCCACAACUGCAACUGUCCCGCCGGCUACCGCGGCAGCUACUGCUCUGAGGAGAUCGACGAGUGCGCGUCCUCGCCAUGCCAGAACGGCGCGCAGUGUCGGGACGGGCUGGGCACGUACAGCUGUGUGUGCAGGGCUGGGUACCAGGGCGUGAACUGUGAACAGGAGAUAAAUGAGUGCAUCUCUAACCCCUGCCAGAACGGGGGAACGUGUAUCGACAUGGUGAACGAGUACAGGUGCUCCUGUCCUCCAGGGACUCAGGGACUUCUUUGUGAGAUCAACAAUGACAACUGCUUCGCUGGCGCCUGCUACCACGAUGGAACCUGCGUUGACGGGAUCGGAGAAUUCACCUGUCGCUGUCGGCCGGGUUACGUUGGCCCACGUUGUGAGGGUGACGUAAACGAGUGUCUGUCCAACCCAUGCGACGCGGAGGGAACCCAGGACUGCGUACAGCUGGAGAACGACUAUCGCUGCGACUGCAAGCCGGGGUACACCGGAGGGCGGUGCGAGAGGACCGUGGACUCGUGUGAGUCGGACCCCUGCCUGAACGGAGGGGCGUGCUCACAGAGCGGGAACAACUAUGUCUGUGACUGUCAACCUGGUUUUGGCGGAGACAACUGCGAGCUAGUCUGCGACCGAGAGUGUAAGAACCGCGGGCAGUGCCUGUACACUGACGGCGAGUUCCGCUGUUCCUGUCCAAGCAACUACGCUGGGGAUAGCUGCCAGUUCCACGAGAGUAACCCCUGCUUUAGCUUACCGUGUUACAACAACGGGGAGUGCCAGCAGACAGGGAUAGACUCCUACCGCUGUAUGUGUCCUGAGGAUUACAACGGACUCGUGUGUGAGAUCUACAUCCCUGAUGUUACACCUGGUCCUGGUGUCACCAUGAUUCCUCCACAUAUAGAGCCAAGUUGUCCCUUCGAGCAUUGUGCCAGCAAGGCCAGAGAUGGGCGGUGUGACGAGGAGUGUAACAUCCACGAGUGUGACUGGGAUGGUACGGACUGCGCCCUGGGAAACAAUCCCUGGGCCAACUGCACCUCCUCUCUCCAGUGCUGGAACUACUUCUCCAACGGACACUGUGACCAGCAGUGUAACAACGAGGAGUGUUUGUACGAUGGAAGGGACUGCGAGGAAAAUCCUCAUCCCACGUGCAACCCUGUGUACGACACGUACUGCGGAAACUUCUUCCGAGACGGGAACUGCGACAGCGGCUGCAACAACCUAGAGUGCGGCUACGACGGCGGGGACUGUGAUGAGGAUUACCCGCCCGUCACGGCGAAGGGGUACCUGGUGAUGAUCGUAGCUGCUCCGCCUGAAGUCCUGCUCAACAACUCCAUCUCCUUCCUCAGGAUGUUAAGCAUCAUCUUGAGAAGCUCCAUGUCCUUUAAGGUGGAUGAUGAAGGAAACCCGAUGGUUUACCCAUGGUACGGUGAAGAGGUGGAUGAGACCAUCAGCAAGCGAGCGAUCCGCUCAGUGUUCAGGGCUCUCAGUGGCCGGUACAGGCGAGCUACAGAGUCUGAAGUCCAAGGCUCCAUAGUGUACCUGGAGAUGGACAACAGCAAAUGUUACCGGGUUCACGACGACUGUUUUGAAACAGCGAAGGAGGCAGCAGACUUCCUGGCUGCCCUGUUCCUCCACAACGGACUGUCACAGCUCAACUACCCAGUCAAGUCCCUCUACAGUGGAGAUGACCCAGAGCCUCCAAGUACGCCCACCUUCAACCCCCUGUACGUGGUGGUGGCCGCGGUGGGGAUACUACUGGUCAUGGUGGGCCUGGGCGUGCUGAUGACCACCAAGCGCCGACGGGAGAGCGGACAGCUCUGGUACCCCGAGGGCUUCAAGCUGACCAAGGAGAGCAGGAAGGAUGCACGGAGGUCCACACGCAGGAGGGACCCGGUCGGUCAGGAGGUCGGGAUGAAGAGCUUCACACCACAAGGUGCAACUGCUGCCAAUGUAGACGACAACGAUAACGAAACCGUUCGCGACUCUUCAGCCUGGGAAGACGACAUGGUGCCACCGGAGGCCAAACGAAUGAAGACCCAGCAGCCAACACCUGGCAGCGACGCCACCGCCGACCAGACCCUGUCGGAUUACGACGACACGGACCACCGGCAGUGGACCCAGCAGCACCUACACGCAGCAGACAUCCGUAACCCCGCCUGCCUGGCUCAGGUCGCACUCACACCGCCACAGACAGAGGGGGAGGCAGACCCGUGCUCCGUGGAUGUCAAUGUUAGAGGACCUGAUGGCCUGACGCCCCUGAUGCUGGCUUCGUUCCGAGGCGGAGGUCUGGAGUAUGUGGAGGACCACCAGGAGGACGGAGAGGACGAGUCUGCUAACGUCAUCACUGAUCUACUCAUGCAGGGGGCCAACAUCAACGCACAGACGGACAGGACUGGAGAGACAUCGCUGCACCUUGCUGCCCGCUACGCUCGUGCAGACCGUGCCAAGCGACUGCUGGAUGCUGGAGCUGACGCCAACGCUCGUGACAACACCGGCAGGACCCCACUACAUGCUGCAAUCGCCUCCGAUGCACAGGGAGUUUUCCAGAUCCUUUUGCGCAACAGAGCGACGGACUUGGACGCUCGGACCAACGAUGGCACUACGCCCCUGAUCCUGGCAGCCCGUCUGGCUGUGGAGGGAGUGGUGGAGGAACUGCUCAACUCACACGCUGAUGCUAAUGCUUGUGAUGACAACGGCAAGUCAGCUCUGCACUGGGCUGCAGCCACGAACAAUGAGGAAGCAGUCAUCAGCCUGCUGAGCCACGGAGUCAACAAGGAUGUACAGGAUAACAAGGAGGAGACCCCACUGUUCCUGGCAGCCAGAGAAGGCAGCUUCCAGGCCGCCAAAAUCCUCCUGGACCACUAUGCCAACCGCGACAUCACUGACCACAUGGACAGGCUUCCGCGCGACAUCGCCCAGGAGCGCAUGCACUCCGACAUCGUCAAGCUGCUGGACGAGUACAACCUGGUUCGAAGCCCGUCCCAGGCCGCAGCCAACUGCCAGAACAGCUUCGGAGGGCACCACUUCAUGAACGGGCCGACCACCAAGCAGCAGAGGGCCAAGCCGAAGAGACCGAACAAGGGGAUGCAGCACCACACGAUUGCGCGCGCGGACGCCUCCAAGAUGCGUCGGAAGAAGAAGCUUGAGGGCACGGGGACGAUGCCGCGACACAUGGACUCCACCGCGCUCUCUCCGGACGGCUCUCUCGGCGGUUCGCCGCACGGCUACAACACCGGGGAGACUCCCCCGCCGAAUUCCAUGUACGGCGUCGGUAGCCAGCACCUGGCGUUGUCUCACCCCAACCUACACGGGGUGGACACGGUCCCCCACACAACCAGUACCCCACAGAUCGUCAACAGCUUCAGCUUCACCAACGGUCAGCCCAUGCCGCGCCUCUCCCACCACACCGCCGACUCCAACUCCCACCAGGACCAGUCUACUCUGCGAGGAGGGGAGACAGGGUUGGGUCUGCACCUGGAUCCUCCGGUGAGCGUGCCCAGCGACUGGCUCGCUUCGCUGGACUCAAGAAACCACCACUACACCCAGUUCUCGCCCCGGAUGCACAUGACGCACGCUGGGCUGAACCACAUGCCGCAGCAGAGCCAGAGCCCACCGUCCGGCCUCCUGUCACCUCCUCACAGCCACGGCAGCAUCACUGGCGGCUCGCCUGCCCAGAUGGCCGCCUUCCAGGCUCUCUCGUCGUCCAACGCGAAGCAGCAGCAGCUCGCGCAUCAGAGCAACCACCACAACAACCACCGGAUGUACCACGACCAACACGGCAACGCGCACGGAGGCAGCCCACUGGGAGGCGGCGGGCGCAUGCACGACCCGGGCAUUCCACUCAACGUCAUCCCUCCGGGCGAGCUGCCGCCGCACUCGCACCAGACUGUGCUCCCGCCCGGCUCGUGCGCUCAGCAGUUCUCCUCCAACAAUCCUGCCGAGCAGCUGCCCACCCCGCCCUCCCAGCACUCGCACGGGAACCCACAGAGCCACGAGUGCACCCCCACCCACUAUCUCUCCCACGCUGAGACUAUCGUCCCCGAAAACUACCUGACCCCCUCCCCGGACUCCCCAGACCAGUGGUCCAGCUCGUCCCCGCACUCCGCUACAUCGGACUGGUCGGACGGGAUCUCGAGUCCGCCGGCAGCGCAGAGCCAGCGCCAACCUUACAUUCCCGAGACACACAACACGAGACAAGGAGGGCACAGCGCGUUGCCUGUGUUCAUCUAGUAGUGUACUGGUUACUUUGAUAAGAUUGUACAACAACGCAGAGAGAAAUGUGUAAAAUAUUUUUGUACUGAUAUUGUGCCAGAGGAAUUUUACCUAGAAACCUUAAAUAAUACACUUUGUGGGUAGGAAAAAGAAGUAACAAGUAUAAGACAUGUCCAAGGGCUGCCUUAGUUCUUUCUGUUUCUCGUUUACAUUCGUCAUGGAAGACAGAUGUAUUAACCAUAGAAAUGUCCAGCUAUCUCUUAUUUAUUAUAUGUACAUUUUGUGUUGCCUUCCAUACUUAACUAGCUCUACGUUGAUACAUGUAAGGCUGAUGAAACGUUUCCAGUAGUAGAAUGUACAGCACUUGGUGGUUAAAGUUCGGGCAGUUGUAUCUGCCGCGGAGUUUGAAACUUAUUUUGAUGUGUAUAUAAGGAUCUUUUAUUUUGAGUUUUAAAGUCUUGCCAUGUGGUGGGAUAGGGUCGUAAACUACGAAGAAGAAAAAAAAAACACAGUAAAUUUUAACAGGUUGUAAGUGCUGAAGUUUCUAGCGUCGAAUCAUGAUGUUAUAUAGAGUCAACUUUUUGUAAAAGAGGUUUAAGAAUCAUGACAGAAUCAUGGAGAGUAUGUGAGAAGGAAAAUUUUACAAGAGAGCAAUAGCUAAUGAAGGUUUUGGGUGAUUUUCAUAGGUGCUAAGAGCUGUUCUCAUACAUAGAGUUGAAAUUUAACGAAUGCGUGCUUCCAAUCGAGCGCUUCCUCAUUUUUAUCGGGGCCUACAUUUUUUUACAAGGUGCACGAGUUCUUAAAUGGUUUAUUUCUUGGACACCAACAACCAAAGAUGGGAAAAUUUAUCAGUUUAGCACACUGCCGAUUGCAUUUUUAAUAGCUUCCCUUGUAUGGGGCAAAAGCUUUUGUGGAAGUCUCAAAGCCACAAGCUUUGAUAUCUGAUUUUUAUGGUUUGACGAAAAAUAGUCUGUAUAUGUGUAUUAUUAGUUCUCAUUUCUUCACGCUUGAACAGCAAACGAUCACUUAUCAACCAUAGCCUGCAUCUGUACAUGUACUCAUAUAUUUACUGUACCUUUCAGUAUUUUUUAUAGAGAAUAUUUUAGUUCAAAGUGACCUUUUGAACUUAACGACUUAUUCCAGUUUCUGUAAUUUCAGUAGUUUAGCGGAUCAGAAACAAUCGACCAACUGUAUACUAAUUUCUACCAGUCAACAGAUAUAAAUAAAAAAAGGGUCACUAUUCAUAAU
Messenger RNA from Branchiostoma belcheri (Belcher's lancelet), 9233 nucleotides. Its product is annotated as neurogenic locus notch homolog protein 1-like. Gene Ontology annotation, molecular function: calcium ion binding; protein binding. The transcript has 32 exons. The coding region runs from base 402 to 8003 and encodes 2533 amino acids. NCBI's taxonomy places the organism in Eukaryota, Metazoa, Chordata, Leptocardii, Amphioxiformes, Branchiostomatidae. Gene Ontology annotation, biological process: cell differentiation; Notch signaling pathway; regulation of developmental process. Gene Ontology annotation, cellular component: cell surface; plasma membrane; signaling receptor complex. The record is from RefSeq and is a predicted model, not a curated record.